AUGUGACAGGCGCUGUGCUGACGGAGCCAACUGCCCAGCUCCCAGUCUGCUCUUUUCAAUCGUCGUCGUCGUCGUCGUCAUCAUCAUCAUCAUCAUCGUCAUCUAAUUCCAGUGCGCAGUUCAUUGACACUUGCAGUGGGCACAGUGACAACAUCUGAUGAUCCUCGGCUCUGGAAACCUGACUCCACGGGUAGCGCCCAGGCAGGCCACAGACUGUCACCCUCGCCGGGAUCAGUUCCCUCAGCCAGGGGGAUCACCGUUGGUUGUGGUCGGCAGCGUUUUUUUUUUUUUCUACUUCGUUUCUUCUUCUAGCUUCGCUUGUCAUUAUUCGCCCUUCUCAAAUGUGAUACCCAAGAAGAGCCGAGAGAGUAAAGCCAUACGGAACUGCCGGGUAAACAGUGCGUGCGAGCGCGCGGGCGCUCACACUCCGGGUCGAUAAAACUCAAGCAGAAUGACAGCGACAGCUGCCUCGUGGCGCACAGAGGAAGUGGAGCAGUUCUGUUUGGAAACCUCAGAGACAAGCGUAUCAUUACAGCCUGUCCACUCAGAGAGAAACCUCCUCAGCACACCCUCCCAGGAACAGGCACAGCUUGCCUGCAGCCAGUCAGGAUUCCAUCAGGUCCUCUGCAAGACAAGCUUCCUCCAACGCUAGAGUCCCUUGGCUAUACGCUGCCAAGUUCACCUCCACACUGUCCCUGCCCACCACAGGCUGACACUUGGGAACUCAGGCAGAAAGAAAAAACCCUACCCUUGAAGGAGGAAAGGAAGACCCAAUGGGAGCCAAGCAUUCGAGGGCCAGCUCCAAAGACAAGGACCCCAAGAGGCUGCUGCCAGGGAGGAGACAGAAGUUCUCUUCGUGGGAAGACGCCCUGCUCCUGGGGAAGGACCCACGGUCCCUGCUGAAGCGUGGCAUGCGUCACGUCAGCUUCAGCUUGGUCACCAAAGGAAUGACAGACAUCCCAGACUUUCUGUGGGGCUUGCUGGAAGUCCAGAAACUCAAUCUGUCCCACAACCAGCUCCGAGUUCUCCCUCCCGAGGUGGGCAGGCUGACACGGAUUGUGGUCCUGAACUUGUGCGGGAAUCGGCUCAAGAGUCUCCCCAGAGAAGUCAGCCUCCUCCAGAACCUCAAGGUCCUGUUCCUCAACAUGAAUUGCCUGGCGGAGGUGCCCGCCGAGCUCAGCCUGUGCAGGAACCUGGAGGUGCUGAGCAUGUCCCACAACUGCCUGUCCCAGCUCCCCGGCAGCUUUGCAGACCUCUCCAGGCUGCGGAAACUGAACCUCAGCAACAACUGUUUUGCCCACAUCCCCAUCUGCGUCUUCUCUCUGAGGGGGCUGGAUUUCUUGCAUGUGGGCUCCAACCGCCUGGAGAACAUCGCGGAGAGCAUCCAGUGCCUGGCUAGCUUGCAGAUCUUCAUCGCGGAGAGCAACAACAUCCACUCCUUCCCCAGGUCGCUCUGCCUAGUCACCAGCCUGGAGCUGCUGAACCUGGACAACAAUGACAUCCAGACCCUGCCAGACGAGCUCUACCUGCUCUGCAGACUGGGGAGGGUUGCGUGGAAUCCCAUGGACAAGGGGCUGCACAUUUCCCACAACCCUUUAGCCAAGCCCCUGCCGGAGCUGGUUGAGGGUGGGCUGGAGAUGCUCUACAGCUACUUGAAGGACAAAAAACACAGCUGAUGUGAGCAGCAGGCGCACGGACGUCAGACCCACGGAUGCUAGUCAGCCUCACCUGGCCUCUGUCAGCUGGGGUACUUCUCCCGUCUGAGCGUUUUAACGUUGGUGUCUGUCCGUGCUGGGCCCCUGCUUGCUAAGCUUCUGUGGCUCAUCUGACCAGGUGGGGCAUUUGUUUUUAACCUUGUCUGUCUUUAGUACUGAGCUAGGCUCACCUCACUUGACACGUGAUUGGGAGCAGGCUUUUGGGUUUUACCAGAAGGAGCAGAUUACUCCAACGGUGAGGUUUAAAUGGGUCAAACGCAACACAAUCCCAAGGUCAAGUCUGUGAUUGCUGCGCACUGCACACCAAGUAUCCUGUGAAGGGUGGAAGUCGUCUUGAUUUCGGGAGGCUUCCACUCCAGCCAGUAGCCUGCAGCAAGAUGGCAAUAGCAAGACAAGUUCCUAUGCAAGACUCCAGCGAGCUUCCCUCAAGACAACCAGAGGGCGCCGUGGAGCUGGCUGGGACCAAACAGGCAAAGCUGUCUCUUUUGGUCUGAGGGGGAAGUGAUCACAGGGAAGUUUUCCGUUAAGAUACCUACAGGGUCUGUGUGGGACUCACCAUCGUUGCCUGUGCCGGCGACCACAGGGAUGGCACGAUAGCUUUCGGAUAAUAAACACGAUGGUUUCAA
Mesocricetus auratus (golden hamster) is the source of this 2341-nucleotide messenger RNA. It is a transcript of the gene Lrrc30, whose product is annotated as leucine rich repeat containing 30. The transcript is spliced from 2 exons. Gene Ontology annotation, molecular function: protein binding. Bases 774 to 1676 code for a protein of 300 amino acids. Lineage: Eukaryota; Metazoa; Chordata; Mammalia; Rodentia; Cricetidae. The record is from RefSeq and is a predicted model, not a curated record.